Yarrowia lipolytica CLIB122 is the source of this 672-nucleotide messenger RNA. NCBI's taxonomy places the organism in Eukaryota, Fungi, Ascomycota, Dipodascomycetes, Dipodascales. The record is from RefSeq and is a predicted model, not a curated record.
AUGAGCAACCCCAAACCGCGAGCUCCGUUCAACCCGUUCGAUCCCACGGAGGCCCGGCCUCCUCAGGGCUACCCCAGUGAAUAUCUGGCGCCCACCGAGCCCCGAGGCUGGUCCAAAACGCCCAAGGAUGCGUCCAAGUACGAACAGGCCCGAGCGGUCAUGCGUCAGAUCAAAUACGACCCGCGGCCACCAAGCGAAAAGUACCCAGGCCAAUUCAAGAAGCUGAGACGAGUCAACACGUCAGAAGGGUUCAUGCGAGGCAUCAAGCUGACCGGCAAGGUGCUGACGGUGUCUGUGUUAGGCUAUGGAGUGUUUUUCAUGAAGUGGGAUAACGGCUACGAAAACGUCUUCAGUCCCUUCUACAGAGCCCGGAUCCGACUCAAGGGCUUUCUCACUGGCUCGCUGACCGAACAAGAGCAGCAGGAUCUCAUUGUCAAGGAGAGAGGAUACACCAAGCUGGCAUCUCAGGGACACAACCCCGUCAUGCCAGGAGGUAACCCCGGCCACGUGACCAAGGAGGUGGCCGAUCUUGUUUACGAGCGACCUCAGCAACGACACAUGGUCGCUGCCGAGAAGAAGCUGUUGGCCCGAGAGGAGGCCAUCCUUCGAGCUGUGGACAUUGCUGAGGCUGAGAUGGCCAAGAAGAACACGGAGAAGAAGGGAUGGUGGUAG